CACGGAGCGGCCGUCUCCCUGCCUGCCUGCCGCCACCCCGAGCCCCUUCCCAGCUCCAGCCCGUGCGCCCUCCCACUCCCCGAACCGGACUACUUAUGUCCCGACGCGAAUCCGCCACUCUCACGCCAAACGCGCUCCUCGUAUUGCCGGAAGAUAAAAACAAACACAAAGAGAGAAAGAGAGAGAGAGAGAGGGAGAGAGAAGAACAAUUGAGAAGUAGCUUCGACAGGCAGGAGCAGCGGAGCUGUGUCGGAUAAGUUUUUUUUCUUCUUCUUUGCCCCCAGUUUUCGGCCCCUCGGCGGGGCAGGACAGCAAGGGCAGGCCGGGGGUGGGUGGGGGAAGUAGACCGUAGGAUGUGGAUCUGGUACCUUCUGCUUGGUUCGUGGUCAAGCUCAAGAACUGUUGAGAGCCAGCUUCUCCCUGGGAACAACUUCACCACGGAGUGCAACAUCCCUGGAAACUUCAUGUGUGGAGAUGGGAAGUGUGUCCCCGGUGGGUGGCAUUGCGACGGAUUGUCCGACUGCUUUGACAACAGCGACGAGACAGGCUGUCCUAAGGUCAAGUCAACGUGUGCCCCCACAUUCUUCGCCUGCGCUAAUGGCGUCCAUUGCAUCAUCGGACGCUUCCACUGUAACGGCUUCAGCGACUGUCCUGACGGAAGUGACGAGGAAAACUGCACAGGCAACCCGUUGGUGUGCUCGGAGGCUCGCUUCAAGUGUCGAAAUGGCCACUGUGUAGACCGCAGCUUCCUGUGUAACGGCCAGGACAACUGCCAUGACAACAGCGACGAAGAGCUCUGCCUAACGACAGCAGUCAAUCGUCUCCUAUCGGCCCGCUGUCCCCCAGGCUGUCAGAUGAAAGCUCCGGGCCAGGACUUUGUGACACUGGACUACCGCCUGCGCUACUACCCCAGCAUCACCUACGCCGUCAUUGGCAGCGCAGUCAUCUUCGUCCUGGUGGUGGCGCUGCUGGCCCUGGUACUGCACCACCAGAGGAAGCGGAGCGUCCUGCUGCCCAGAGGCGUGAGAGGAAGCUCGCAUCACCACCACCACCACCAGCCGCUGCUGCUCUCCCGUCUGGUCAUUUUGGACCGGGGCCACGUCCACGCCGGAGGUCCUGGUCUUUCCCCCGGCUCGCCCACCGCAGGGGGCCAGUACAGCUCAACUCCUCAAACCCUGCAGCUGCUGUCUGGGACCCUUUAUCCCCCUGGACUCCCCAUGGACUCACCUCCAUCUUACUCACAAGCGGUUCUGGAUGUCAGUCGGCCUCCCUGGUUUGAUCUUCCUCCUCCUCCAUACCUCUCAGAUGGGGAGCUUCCAUCAGAGGGCGAGCUGCCUCGAUACGAGGGCCCACAAGACCCUUCGAGCUACCCUAGAGCACUUCCCUCGCUCCCCUCCACACCCAGAACUGUAGCCUCAGGCACGCAGCUGAGUUUGAGCUCCAGAGAGGAGUCGGACCAGCUUUAGCUUCUCUCUUGUUGGAUUUUUUUUUUAAAUCAGAGAGUGCAGGAUUCAAGGAUCAGGCUGCAGGGCCACAGGGCCAGGGCGGCCCCCAGCAAGCCCUGCUGAGGAGUCAACAAGGACUAAGCACCUGUGUACUAAACAGUGUCCUUACUGCCUGCACGGCUCCCUGAAGCCCUGGACUGAGACGAGCUCCUCCCACUACACUGAUCUUGUAUGUUGGCUCCGCCUGCUGGGCGCAUGGAGGCAUUACAUUUAAAUCAGUUACCGUUCGAUACUUCACAUUUCACGUCCAGUGUUUUCCACAGUGGGGUUUAUAAUGGACUUUUGUUGUGUUCAAUCACAGGAAAUAAUAAUAAUAAUAAUAAAUGUCUAAAAUCUAGAUAAAUUCUAUACUGUUGACGGCUAAAUGUGAUGAUGUGCUGUACAUAUAAAAUGUAGCAAUGACAUGUUGAAGCCUUAUUCUUACUCAAGUUGAUCCACUUUUUAGAGUAAGUCCAAAUGAAGACGGUACAGUCGUGUUGUGUAAUUACUUAUAAUUUCACAGAAAUCGUGCAGCUCUUUAAACGAGAGCAGCUCAAUAACAGGUUCUCAACUGUUUUAAUCUGUUUUUCCGGUGUUGAUGUGAACAGUGAGCUGUUAAUAUGGUGACAGUGAAUAAUAACAUUGUGUAACUUCUUGAGUGGUACUUCAAACUAAACCCAUAUUAUUCAGAAAUAUUUCUCGUCGAGCAGUGGAGUAUUCUUUUUCGAAAAUAUAACAUUUUUGUUUUCAUUUGGUUAAAUUUAAGCUAAAAUGUGAAAAGGACCAUUGAGAUUUCUUGAGAUUAUAUAUAAAUUCAAGCAAAAAAUGUGAAACGGACCAUUAAAAUGUAUUAAAACGAUGUAGUGGAGUAGAUGUGAUACACCGAGUGAGUUGCAUCGUCAUUCCUCUGAGCAGAGAGCGCCCUCUCUUUUCUGGUACUAACUACUACAUUUCUGUUUGAAGACCAAUCAAGUUUUUAUGGAGACACAAAAAAGAAAUGUAAGUUAUGAAAGUUAUUUUGUUGAUGCCUUAUUGUCGGCCAGUUUGGUCUCAUAAUCACUGUGGAUGUGAUUUGUUUGUGGGCACAAAGAGAACCUCUAAAGACAACAACAGCCGGGUAAGAUCACAUGACAACAUACAUUUAAGAAUUUCAUCUCUUAGAUCAGAUUGUUCACAUUUUGUUUGAGAUUUUUUUUUAUGUAUAUAACUGUCAUGUUUGUAAAAUCAUCCUCAGUAGUAUUAGAUAAAGACAUUCAUAUCUGAAGGAUCUGUGUUUUUAUGAUAUCAUCGCCUUUUACUUUUGUUCUCAUUCAUUUCAAAGUGUUCAACACUGUAAAUAGGAGUUAGGGCAAGUAAAGAAAUCUAUUUAAACGUAGAUUGUAAAGUGAGGCGUGUGACAUUUAGUUGUGCUUUGGAUCCAGAGCCAGAAGUAAUAAUGCACAAGAAAACAAUACAACCAAAGAUAAUCAUUAUUAACCUUAGCCCGAGGAUAUGACACUCCAAGGGAAUGAUUACGUAUCAACAACUGUUUGUGCCUUUAUUAUAAUAAAAUGUACAACGUUGUCUUGAGUAAAAUCAGAAUUCAUAUUAUUUGCUGUAGAACUGGAAAGCAUUUCUCAGGACACAGUGUAUGCCGGUCUGUCUCUUCUGUUGUUUGUGUCUCGGUUUUGUUUUCGGGAAUGUUGAAGAUCAAAUUCCCUUUUUUCUGAUUUGAUAUUGAGUUGGCUUUUUACAAACGUGUGUGCCCAUCAUGUUUUUGUUUUUUUCUUCUGAUAUUCUGUAUAUUGAAAGUAAUAUACAAUUCUGACUCAACGUGUAUGUAUUUGUCUCCCUGGAGAACUCGUAUUACAUUUUAUAAAGAACUUCAUAUGUUUA
Molecule: messenger RNA, 3359 nt
Organism: Pseudoliparis swirei
Lineage: Eukaryota; Metazoa; Chordata; Actinopteri; Perciformes; Liparidae
Gene: ldlrad3
Product: low density lipoprotein receptor class A domain containing 3
Exons: 7
Coding region: 354-1466 (370 amino acids)
Biological process (GO): receptor-mediated endocytosis
Cellular component (GO): plasma membrane
Molecular function (GO): protein binding
Source: RefSeq, a predicted model, not a curated record